Molecule: messenger RNA, 6063 nt
Organism: Plasmodium reichenowi
Lineage: Eukaryota; Apicomplexa; Aconoidasida; Haemosporida; Plasmodiidae
Product: calpain
Exons: 1
Coding region: 1-6063 (2020 amino acids)
Biological process (GO): proteolysis
Molecular function (GO): calcium-dependent cysteine-type endopeptidase activity
Source: RefSeq, a predicted model, not a curated record
AUGGGGUGUAUAAAUAGCAAAGUAAAAGAGGAAAGAAAAAUAAAAAAAAGAAAAAAGGAAAAAUGUAAUUUAAUAGAAAAUGUUGAAGGGAAUAAUGUGAGUAAUAAGAAUGUAUCAAGUUAUGUGAUGAAAGAAAAAAAAGAUAAUGAAAAGGAUGAUGAAAAUAAUAAUGUUGACUGUAAUAAUAAUGAUAAUAAUAAUGAUAAUAAUAAUGAUAUUAAUAAUGAUAAUAAUAUGAAUUGUAAGAAUCAUUAUAUUUAUAACGAUAAUAAUUUGAUUAAGAACAAUAUUGACAAUUCCAAAGAAAGGUUUUAUUACAAAAAAAAUAUAUUCAAGAAUAUUUCAAAUAAGUGUAGUGAUAAAGAAUUGCUUAUAAGUAGUGAGAAAGAGAAUAUUACUUAUGUAAUAGAAAGUUCAACAAAUAAUAAGAGUGUAAAAAAUAAUAAGAAUAAUAAUGAUAAUAAAAAUUUAUUUUUAUUUAAGGAUAAUAAUGAAAAUAAGUCCAAUAAAUCGUAUUAUUAUAAUGAAGUGUAUACAAAUAUAGAAUCAAAUAAAUAUGAUAUUUGUAAAAGUAGAAGUAUGGAUUUAGAAAAUGUAAAGAUAAAAAAUUGUAAUUUAAUAGAAGAUAAAAAAUAUAAAAUUAAAAAUUAUGAGAAAAAAAAAAAAAAAAAAAAGGAUAAAUUACUUAAAAAUUCAUUUAGUAAUAUUAUACAUACCAUUAGUAACACACUAAUAAAUAGAAAAUCAUAUAUAAACAAUAAAUUUAAAAAACAAAAAAAAGUACAAAGUGUUCAUGAUGUAUUUACAUCUUAUAGUAAUAAUAAGGAUGAUAAUUUUAUUGAUUAUCAUUUUAAACAUUAUGAAGAUGAGAAUGAUUUCUAUAUGUUAUAUUUAAAAAAUAAAUAUAAAAAUAAAAAGGAUCAACAAAAAUUAUUUAGUAAUAUGAAAAAAAAUAAAGAUCUAUUAAUGUAUUAUCAUGAUUUUAAAAAUAUUAUAUUAAAACGAAAUUCAUUCUUAUAUAUAUAUGAAUAUUAUAAAUAUAAUUGUGAUGUUUUUAAUUUACUUUCUUUAAUGCCUAGUCAUAUAUCUGAAAAUAAAGCAGCUUCAAAAAUAUUAUUUGAGAGCUCUUUUAUUGGGAAAUAUAUUAUAUUACCUUGGAUAGAUAAUGAUCCAGAUAUUAAAAAUAAUUUAUAUCUGAAAUAUGUACAGAAUUAUUUAGAUAUGAAAGAAGAUAUUAAAGAAAUGAAUCAUAGUCAUUAUCACAAGUAUCCAAAUCAACAAUUAUCAUAUUGUACCCUUUUUAAUAAUAUUAUUAAUGAUAAUUAUCACCAUGAUUAUAAUAAUAAUAAAAUGAAAUGUGCACAUAGAUAUAAAACACAAUCGAACUUCUCUUAUACAUAUCUUUUAUGUAGUCAUCAUUAUGAAGAUCCAAAAAAAACAGGUAUUGUACUCAAUAAGAUGAAUAAAAAAAAUCUCUUUCUAAGAAAAAAAAGAAAAGAAAAGAAAAAUAAAUAUGUUACUACUAAUAAAACUAAUCUUAGUCUUCACCAAGUUUUUAAAAAUAACCUUCGCAAAAAUCUCAUCUAUAAUAAUAUAAAAGAUAAUCAUGAAAGCAAAAUCAAAAAUAAACACAUAAAUUAUGAACCAAAGGAAUCUUUAAUCAAUUCUCGAAAUUUUUAUAAAAUAGAUACGACAUUAAAUGAUAUGUUGAAUCAACGCCAUAAAAUAAAAUCAAUAAAUCAAAUAGAAGACAUAGGUACAAAUGAAUAUACAAAUAAAAUAUCUAAUAAUAUGUAUAAUAUAUAUGAUAAAAAAGAAAAAAAUAUAAAUGUAAAAAGUUAUGAUAACACACAUGGUAUUAAUACAUUUAUAAUUCCAAACGAUAAUAUAAAGAAAAAUGAUGUACAUUAUAUAAAUGAAAAUUAUAAUGAGAAAUGUGACCAUAAUAUAUAUGAUUAUUAUAUUACAUCAUCCAUAGAUACAUUUAAAUCCAGGCCCUCUUCAUCCUCGAACCUUAAUGAAAAUAAUGAUAAGAAUACUGAAAAUUUGAAUUUGAAUCUAAUAUAUCAAAAAAAAAAAGAAAAAAAAAAAAAAAAAAAGAAAAGAAAUAAUAAUAAUAAUAAUAAUAAUAAUAAUCAUAAUAAUAAUAAUAAUAAUCAUAAUAAUCAUAAUAAUAAUAAUAAUAAUAAUAUUAGUAUUAAUAAUAUUCUUAAACCUUCAUUCAUUUUUGAAGCAAAUUAUGUCGAGGAAGGUAACCAUCGCGAUACACAACAUAAUAACCUUCAGUAUGGUAACGUAGAAAAAAAUAAUAAAAUUUAUGAUGUUCAUACAUAUAGAAAUUAUAAAAUGGAGAAAGAAGAAAAACAUUAUUCCCAUUAUGUACAAAAUGAAAAACAAGGAAUGGGUAAAAGGAAAGAACGUAAAAGUUACCUAAAAUGUAAUACAAGCAAAUAUGAUAAAAUUAAAAAUAGUAAUUAUAUUAAGGAUGUGUAUAAUAAUAAUGGAAGUGUUCAAAAGAUACAAAAAUUUAAACAAAAGAAUAAAGAGAGUGAUAAAGAGAAUGAUAAAGAGAGUGAUAAAGAGAGUGAUAAAGAGAGUGAUAAAGAGAAUGAUAAAGAGAAUGAUAAAGAGAAUGAUAAAUGGAAUGGCAAAUGGAAUGAUAAGUCGAAUGAUAAAUGGAAUGGCAAAUGGAAUGAUAAAUCGAAUGAUAAGUCGAAUGAUAAGUCGAAUGAUAAGUCGAAUGAUAAAUCGAAUGAUAAGUCGAAUGAUAAAGCAAACGAAUCGAAGAAUAUCAAAUUAGAAUGGGAGAAAUGCUUAUUAGAUACUUGUGAUCAUAAAUAUAUAGUAAAUGAGGAUUGUAUUAAAAAAAAUUACAUGUGUUGUAAAAAAUGUGAUAAGAAGAGAUGUAUAUUUCAUUACGUAAAUGGUUUUAAAUUAUAUGGAUGGUUAAAUUAUAAAUGGACAGAUCCAGAUGGGUUCUUAGAAUUAAGUAUUAGACAAAAAAGAAAAUUUGAUUCUUGGAAAAGAUUAUCAGAAUUAUAUGAGAAUCCAAUUGUUAUGUCUCCUUAUUUAUAUAAUAAUUGUAUAAGACAAGGUUUUGUUGCGGAUUGUUCUUUUCUGUCUUCAUUAACCGUAUUAAUAGAAUAUGAGAAAAAACAUAAGAUACCGGUUAUUUCUAGUAUUAUAACACCUUGUAGUUGGAAUUAUUUAUGUAUAAAUAAAACGUGGCCUAUUUUUAAUCCUUGUGGUAUGUAUAUAUGUAGACUUCAUUGUAAUGGUAUACAAAGAAAGAUAAUAAUAGAUGAUUAUGUACCGGUUAAGAACAAUAAUUCUUUGCUUGUGGCUUAUUCAAAUAAUCAAAAAGAAUUAUGGGUUACUUUGUUAGAAAAAGCUUUUGUUAAAUUGAUGGGAGGAUCAUAUUCUAUGUUUGGUUCUAAUCCUGGUUCUGAUUUGUAUUAUUUGACAGGUUGGAUACCAGUAACAAUAUCUUUGAAAUCUAAGAUUAGUAGUUCUCCCCCUUCUUUUGACAAACAUAGCACGCAUUCUUUAAUAAGGGAUGAUCGUAUAGAUGAAUUGGUAUAUGAAAGUAGCGAGGUAAUGAUAAAUAAGAAACAUGGAUAUGGUAAGAGUGUUGAAUUUGUACACGAUACAAAGUAUAACCAUAAUAAUGAUCAUAAUAAUGAUCAUAAUAAUAAUAAUAAUAAGGAUCAUGUUCAAUAUAUGUGUGAUGAUAAUAUAUGUUUUAAUAAUUAUAAUUGUAAUUAUGAUUUUUGCUAUAAAGACGAUUAUGAAGUAAAAAAUAAUCUGCAGAAACAAUUCCUAAAGGAAGAAUUAGCCACUAUGGAUUUUGCUAAAUAUAUGAACGGAUCAGUGGACAAUUAUAGUGAUUUGAUUAAAAGAGGAGGCCAUAAAACGUUGGGUAUAAAUUAUAAAGAAGGAAAAUAUGAGGAAUAUGAACAAUAUGAUUCUUAUGAAGAGUAUGACGAGAAAUGGGAUAGUGUUUGGAAUAAUAUUUAUGAUGGCAUAAAAAAAGGAAAAUGUGUUGUGUGUUUAGGUACAUUAGAAUUAAAGGAUGCUGCGCCGUCUGGUUUAGAUUAUCCAGAAGGUGUUUCUAUAUCAACAGGUAUUGUAACAAGACAUGCUUAUUCAAUAUUAAAUAUAGAAAAUUAUAAUGGAGAUAAAUUAUUAUAUAUAAAAAACCCUUGGGGUUGUAUUAGAUGGAAAGGAAGAUAUUCUCAUAAUGAUAAUGAAACAUGGACUAAAGAAUUACAAAAAAAAUUAAAUUAUUCAUUAGAAAAGGCUAUAAGUAAAGAUGAUGGUUGUUUUUGGAUUCCUUGGAAAGAUGUAAUAAGAUAUUUUUCACAUAUAUAUAUAUGUUGGAAUAGUGUUAUUUUUCCAUACCAAUUUGAGAUACAUACAAAAUGGGAAAACAAUAGUUUAUUAAAUUCUUCCAUAUUAUUAGAUGAUACACAUUUAGUUGCGUACAAUCCUCAAUUUGCUUUACAUUUAAAUGUAAGAAAACAAGAUUUAUCAGAAGAUGGCUUAUAUUAUAUAGGUAAGAAACCAAUAGAAGUCUGGAUACUUUUAUCAAGACAUGUAAGAGAACGUAAAACCGAUGUGUCUCAAAAAUAUUUAGCUUUACAUGUGCAUGCAGGUAAUGAUAGAAUCAUCUGUCCCUUAUUUCCAAUAAAGCAAGGGAUAUAUUCCAAUGGAGAGUGUACAUUUAUAAAGUUGAUAAUAGGUGGUAAGGAUGACCUGAUGAAUAUUAAUAUGAUGUGUGAUUCAAAGAAAGAAAAAAAUAAAAAUAAUACGCAAAAUGUGGAAAAUUGUAAAAAUGUGGAGAAUAUAAUAAAGAACACGGUUAAUAUGAAUAAUAUGUAUAAUGUGGAUAAUUUGAUAAAUAAUGUACAAAAAGAAAAUGGCACACAUAAUAAAGAACAAUACAAUAAUAUAGUCACUAGUAAGGACCGAAUAAAUGUUAAUAAUGAAAAACAAAAUUUUGAAAAUGAUCCAGAUGUAUUGAGAAAUAUAGAUUAUGUAUUAAUUGUAUCCCAGUAUUCACAAAAAGAAGAAUUUAAUUUUACUAUUAAAGUAUUUAGUCAUACGCAUUUAUCAUUAUAUGAAAUACCUCCAUUAUUACCUGAUAAUUAUUCAUCAUUAUAUUUUAAAGGGAUGUGGACGAAUAAAAGUGCAGGUGGUUGUUCUAAUAAUUUGUGGUCUUAUUUUAGAAAUCCUCAUAUACGUUUAUAUGUUCCAGAAUGUACUAGAUUAUAUAUAUUCUUAGAAUGUUCUCAAGAACAUUCAGUUAAUUUAAGAAUAUUUAAGGGUAACACAUCAUCACCUAGAUCUUUAAAGAAAGGAGAUAUAAUAUCUAGUGGUCCAUAUAAAGCUGGUUGUUGUUAUAUAGAAUGUACAUUAGAAAGUGGAAUAUAUUGUCUGUUGCCUUCUUUAUAUAGAGCUAAUGUUACAGGUAAUUAUCAAAUAUGUAUACAUUAUCCAAAUAAUAAAGAGAAACCGAUUUUGUAUUUUAUUCCUUAUUCUUAUAUUGUACCACCAUUUUCAUUUUUCAAAUAUGAAUUGGUACAUUUAUAUUCUUUAAAAAAUUAUUCCGUUAUUUUAUUUCAUACAACAUGUAUGACUUUAUUAUCUUUAAGAAUAACAUUUUUUCAAAAUAUGGAUAUUAAAGGCAUACCAUUUGUUAAUAUAUAUAAACGAAUUAACGACUCAAAAAGGAUAACGGACGAUUGUGAAAAUGGAAACAUUUUAAAAAAUAAUUCAUUUAUAUCAUGUAUUACUUAUAAUAAUUCAAUAUAUAAAUUAAUUCAAAAAUGUAAUAUUCAUGGAAAUACAGGUAAUGACGUUCUUCCUCUUUCUACAUGUGCAUAUGAUUAUUAUAUAAAAUUUAAUUCCGUAUUAAUACCCUUAGUAGAACUAGAAAAAGUAGAUUCUUCUUAUCUAUUACUUAUAACUACAAAUAUAAAAGAUGAUAUUCUGUAUAACCACGAGGCUCAUUUUAUAUCGGACAAACAAAUUUUUGUGGAUAAAUUUUAUCCACCCCAAUAA